UCUAGAAGCGCGGAGAAGCGCGAAGGAGCGCGACGCCGCUGGACGGCAUAACAUAGCAGCAGCGCAGCGAGAAAGCUAUAGCAGCAGGGAAGGAGAGAGUAAAGCGGUCGUUCUGCCGCGGCUUUUGUCGUGCGGAGAUGUGAGUGGUCCCGGAACGACGUUCGCCUAAACCACGGAAACGGAAUAAGCGCGCGCGCGUGUUGCCCGACGAGUCAGCAGGCCCGACGUGGCCGUCCGUUGCGUAUUCGCGCACGGUUUCUGUCAAGAGUCGUUCGCCGAAACCGCACGGCGUGAUGGCAGACUUAGUUCGGGCGUCAUAAUCAUCGCGGCGGCAGCUGCAAGUCGUCGCGCCGAUUGUCGCGUGCGUACGGUGGCGCACGGUGGUGCUUGUCCAACCUUUUUCCAGGUUCGGCGGGCUUCUUUUUAUCACGACAUGGCGGGCUUUCGUGACAGGGACAGGGCCCUAUUCCCUGUUCAAAGUAUAUCGGCGAUUGUGCAGAUUUUUAAGAACCAACUGGAGAACAACGCCGAGCCGGACCUCGCGCUGCUCUCGAUUCUCGCCGGUGCCGUCGAGAAUUCGCUCACGUGCAAUCACGGUUUCACCCCGCCGGAGAACGCCGUUUACGACGAGCCGAAACUACCGGCAGUUGAGUACCAUAUCGCGGAAGCGCUUUACACCAAAUUCCACGCGGUCGUCAAAGGCGCCGUCGAUCUAACCGUCUACGAUACCAAGUACGCAACUCGUGACCUGGUGAAGAAGGUUUCGGACGUUAUAUGGAACUCGCUCACCAGCAGCUAUUACAAGGAUCGCGCGCACCUCCAGACCCUCUACAGUUACCUGACAGCGAACAAGCUGGAUUGCUACGGGGUUGCCUUUGCCGUUGUAGCUGGGUGUCAAGUGUUGGGAUUCAAGGAUGUGCAUCUUGUCAUGUCGGAGGAUCACGCAUGGGUUGUGUAUGGCGAGGACGGCACCGAGACAGCUGAAGUUACAUGGCACGGUAAGGGAAAUGGGGACAAGCGUGGACAAUCGGUUGAAUCUGGUAUUGCGUCUCGAUCUUGGUUGUAUCUGAACGGUCAAGCGAUGGUGUGCACUCGUGCUUUGGAAGUGGCUACCAUAGUGUCCGCCAUAAAUCCUAGUCUGAACCAGAACACCGACGCCGCUGAAGUAGCAAUGCUUCAGCAGGAAUUAUUGUGGCUGCUUUAUGACUUGGGCCAUCUCGCCAGGUAUCCCAUGGCGCUGGGUAAUCUGGCCGAGUUGGAAGAGGCUGCACCUACACCCGGAAGACCGCCGCCUAUAGAUAUCUUUCGGGAAGCUAUAAGGUCGGCGAGGAGGUAUUACGGUAACGCGCAUGUCUAUCCUUAUACUUAUUUGGGAGGAUAUCUGUAUCGGCACGGAUUGCAUGUCGACGCGUUUGCCUCAUGGGCCGAUGCUGCCGACGUUUUGCGAAAAUAUGAUUACUCACGGGAUGACGGUGAGAUAUACAAGGAGCUGCAAGAAAUCGCCAACGAGCUGAUACCGCACUCGGUGCGCGUCGACGAACGCCUGUUGCGACAACCACGAAGCUUCGCGUACCUGUUGAGAUUUUACGACGGUAUCUGUCAGUGGGAGGAAGGCGCGAACACUCCCGUGCUGCACAUAGGCUGGGCCCAGCCUUUGGUCAAUACGAUCUCGAAAUUCGACGCCAGUAUACGCGCGCAAGUUGUUAUAGAAUGUUACGAGACUGAAACCAAGCAGAAGGAAGAGACCGAGGUGAAACGAGAAACAAGCCCAGAGGAAACGCUGAACAACAAUAACAACAAUUACUGCAAGACCAAGGAGAAGGGCAACGCGGCGCGAGAUCUGAUCAAGAGUUUGGAGUCCAAGGUGCCCGCCAACUCGGCGUCCACGCAUCCGAGCAUUCAGGCCCUGACGGCGGCUUGCAGCGAGAAGAUACUUAAUCGGGAUUACCUGCUGCAGGGCGGCGGUGAACCGUUCGUCGCGCCAUCGGACGACGCCCUACCUCCGGCACCUUCCACUUCCCAGGAGAAGACCGUCGAGCCCGAGGCUAUCGUGCCCGACACCAAGAACGAGAGAUCGAGGAUAACUUUGUACAGUCAGAAAAUGAAGGGCCUCAAGGAUCUGCUGUUGGCGGAGAAGCUCAACACUCAAGCGAUCUCGUUGCAGCUCACUGCGCAAAGCCAGGUACAGAUUGGAAAAAGGCCACGCGGCGGCGACGACGUCGGAGUUAGUCCCAACCAACGUCCCAAGAGAACACGCCGGGAAUAAUAUAAGAUUUUCGACCGACGUUUCGGUAUAGUGAAGUAUUGAAAGUGCCACACACCACUUCGCGGUAUUAAACUAUUCGCUCGGUGAGAUCCCGAAGCGGAUGCGAUACGACCGGUCGAUUACCCGGCGCGAGUAUAUGAUCCGCGUGAAAGCAGUCAUUAAAAAAAAAAAAAAAAAGAUUUUACCGACCUCUCCUCACUCUCGGUGUUUCCCCGCUGGUUUAGCCGGGACGCGGAUAUGUACUAUGCCCCUUGGUUGGACUUAUCCCAAAAUUUUGACUCCCCGAAAGUGUCGUGAUAAGAAUUUUCGUGCCGUUCUUGAUUUGAAUUUUAAACCCUCCACGGUGCUCCUCUCUCGCGUUUCGCAAAAACGUCGCCGCGAGUUCUUGCGAGACGCAAACGUUUUACGUUACCGUCGGGGAUAUAUUGCCGUUAGAGAUAUAUAUAUAUAUAAUAUAAUACAUAUAUAUAGAGUAUAAAAGUAGAUAUGGAGAUAAAAAAAAUUUUGGUAGAAAAGUACAAAAAAGAGUUUUCCCCUCUUUUAAGUUAAUGAGUAGAAAUCUCGUGCUCCUGUUACGUCUCGAUUCGAGUAUUUUGUGCGUGUAAAUAUUAUAAUAAAUAUAUCUCUUGACUUCUUCCACAGUGCGUAGAAAGCUGUGACCUGCGUGGCAUAUGGGGGGGAAAAGGGUAUAUAUAUAUAUAAAAAAAAAAAAACAAAAAAAAAAUGAAUCGAAUAUUGUGUACCUAAUCUGUCUCUACGAUCAUUUUUUUUCGAGCAUAUAGAGUUAUUUAUUCUACAAAAUUAUACAUAUAAUUUUUUUUUGCUUGACGAGAGACAAUCGUCGUCACGAUUUUUAUAUACCGUAAUCUCUCUUUGUAAUCUCUCUUGUUGCACUCUUAUUUAUUGAAUCAUGGUUUUUUUCUACUUGAAACUAUAUAUCGCACUAUAUGUAUAAUUGAUAUAAUUACGAUUGACAAGUUGCCGUUAAUGUUUUUUACAAUUUUGUAGUUGAUCAACUUCUGUUAGAAUUAUACGCGCGACGCGCUUGUGUCUAGUAAAGAAAAAGAAACACAUUCCACUCUCCGCAUGUGGUGCAAACUAAUUAAGUUUUUUAUCUUAAGGUAUAUAUAUUUAAGCGUAAAAACAAAAAAAAUUCUCGCUUAUUUUUAUAAUUAUUUAUUUUUCAGAAUAAUUGUAUGAGAGUCUAUUCGUAUAUAUAUAUACACACAAGACUUCUAUUCUACUGUUUGCCGAUAGAAAAACGAGAAAUGAUGAGCGUUUUUUUAGACGGUUCGUCAUGUUUGAUCCCUGAAUCUGAACUAUACACCGAUAAUGUAUUUGUCGCGGUAAAAACAAAAAAAAAAAACAAAAAAAAAGGAAGAAAAACGCACGCGAUUACAAGUCGCACGUUGUCGUUUCGAGAUAGCAAUCAAGCCAUGCAUAAAUUUUAUCUUCCUUCUCCAGUGUAUGUGUAAGGCACGCAUUCGACUUAUCCGAUGACGAAAAGUCUGUUUUCAUUCGCGUGCUUUUAAACAUUCGUUUACUCGUCGUUCUCUCGAUAAGUUUUUUUUUUAACUCGUAAAAAAAAACAAAAAAAAACAAAAAAAAAACGCGGCGAUCCUUCCCGGACGCAUUUGUAAUCAUCAUAUUCGGUUAAUCGUCGAUGCACGCGUAAAAAAAAAAAAAUAUAAACUAUAUAUACAAUCCAUGCUUUUUCGGCUGUUAAUCGCUUUCGAUCAGGUUGCGAUACCUGUCUCUGUAAGGUUCACACACGAUUUGUUUGUUUAUUUUAUUUUUUUUUGUAAACUUAAAUAAUCUCCCGUUUGCCUCAAGAUUUUUCGCGAGCGACGGAGACACACAUCCCGUCGCCCGCGUAUAUCCAUAGUACGUAAAAACAAACUCGGUCGCGUCCGACGAACGCGACCGAGGCUCUUUGAUGAUGUUUAAGCGGAUUGUUGUAGAAUACGUUGUUGACACAGGAAUGAGAAUAUAAAAAAAAUAAAAAAAUAAAAAAAAAAAAACGCGCGGUCCGAGCUGAUCGACGAUAACUUAAUAAUGAAGGGCGCUAUCCUUACUGUGAUGCUGAAUAUACUAUUUAUAUGAUAUAUAUAUAUAUAUAAAACAAA
This is a messenger RNA of Pseudomyrmex gracilis, 4392 nucleotides long. It is a transcript of the gene Mnn1, whose product is annotated as menin. Lineage: Eukaryota; Metazoa; Arthropoda; Insecta; Hymenoptera; Formicidae. The record is from RefSeq and is a predicted model, not a curated record. Gene Ontology annotation, cellular component: chromatin; nucleus; histone methyltransferase complex. Gene Ontology annotation, molecular function: transcription cis-regulatory region binding; Y-form DNA binding; chromatin binding. The transcript has 4 exons. Gene Ontology annotation, biological process: negative regulation of cell population proliferation; regulation of transcription by RNA polymerase II; negative regulation of cell cycle. Bases 434 to 2266 code for a protein of 610 amino acids.